Messenger RNA from Leguminivora glycinivorella, 3303 nucleotides. RefSeq lists its product as uncharacterized. NCBI's taxonomy places the organism in Eukaryota, Metazoa, Arthropoda, Insecta, Lepidoptera, Tortricidae. The coding region runs from base 606 to 1637 and encodes 343 amino acids. The record is from RefSeq and is a predicted model, not a curated record. The transcript is spliced from 2 exons.
UCCAAAAAGGAGCCGGUCACAAGCCCGGAUAAAAGAGGAGUGCACCUGGUCGGGUUGUCGUCUUGGGGGUAACCCCAUCAUUGCAACUUGCCCACCCAAACCUAAUCCAAGGUGUACAUCGUGCCGAUGGAUGCAUGGCUGAGAGGGAGCUCAGUCGCGAACGAUACCCUUGGGAACCGGGCGAAACCCAUUGUAUAUAGCCUUGUCUGCGCAUGCGGGGCUCUGCGUAGAAUGGACCUUUUAUUUCCUCAGCUACUCGUGGGAACAAAUGGAAGAAACUUUUAAAAAUAAAAUAAACAAAAACACAACGACCUCCUUAGAUGAGACGGCACAGGCUGAAGCACUAAGGAGAGCGAAACAAAUCAAGAGCGGAACGGCCAAAGAGGAGCCAUCGAAGCCGGAGCGGCCACUGAAAGCUGGGGUACCCUCGGGAACCCCGGCCCAGGUGGCUGAUCCGGAGACGAAGGAACCUCCGAAAGCUGGACCCUCUUCACAUAAACCACCGACGGCUGAGAGCGGGACACUCGCUGAACCCUCGAAGCAAGUCAUAGAUCCCGGCUGGGAGAUCAGGUGCAAACCAAGAGGGAAGCCUGCCCAGACCGAACAUGAACCACCGCGAAAUAAACUUUCGCAGAGGCAGAGGCAGCGGCUCCGGAAGCAAAGAGAAGCAGCUAGCCGCACCUCUGAAACCAAGCAGCAGGAUGAAGGACUCGACCGCUGCUAAACAAAACCAGGCGAAGAAACCAGAGGGGAAAGCCAAGAGGGCACGCCUGGAUGAAACCAUAUCUCCCAGAGGCGACCACAAAAAACAGCGCAUGGAUGCCUCGUCGGGAACAGCGGACCGACCCUCCUCCUAUGCAGCGGCAGCAGCGGCGGACCUGACGGUGGCGAUCACUAACGAUCGCACGGGCAGACUGUCGCAGCAAGACGCGGUAGAGGUGGAGAAGAAGAUCGGAGAGGCAAUCUUCCAGGCUGCCAUCGAGACCGAUCUGGAUACCGUAGCGGAGGCCCCAGCGUUCUCAGGUAAACCAAGUUUUGUGGAUGGGUACCUGAAGCUGUGGUGCCAGGACGCAAAUACCAAGGCGUGGCUGAUGAAGUGGCUGGAAUCGGCUACCCUCCAAAACGGAGACCGUCUCGUUGGAAAGAGAGAGGACGAGAUGGUCAGGAACACAAGGUGCGGCAUCCUGAUACCGGCACUGGAGGAGAACCUUACUAAGAUCGGGAGAGUCUUGAACUUCCAGAACUCAUGGGCGCUAGUGAGGAAGUGGACUCUCCAUCAGGCGAUCCCAUUGAAGAAGAGGGCCUGCACACUGCUCCUGGUGGGAAUACCUGAAGACGUUGUUCCAGUGGUGCUGGAAAAGGGAAGGAGACUGAACUACCUGUGUGGAACAGUCUACAUCCGUUUCCAGCACAGCGGAGGACGCUUCAGAGAUUCUCCACCAGACAAAACCACCGCACACGAGGAGGACAAGGCCAGAGGGGAGGACAACCAGCCAGGAAGCACGUCAACAGCCAACACCCCUCUGCCAUGGAGACCGAAAGUGCGGAACACCAAACCGUCGACAUCGAGGAAAGCGUCUUGCUGGAAUCGGAAGACGAGGACGGCCUACCGAAGGGGAUCAGUCUCCUGGACCUAAAAGGAAGGGCAGCGGAGGAAUCAUCCACCAGUGCAGCCUUCCCUAUGUAAGGUCCUCCAGGUUAACCUCCAGCACAGCGAAUCUGCAACGGCUCAACUUCGAAGAUGGCUGGAGGUUAACCCUACAUCAAUAGCACUGAUCCAAGAGCCGUGGAUCAGAAACACACGAAUAAACGGCCUUGGCAACGCCGGAGAGACGUGUGCGCCAUAAAACUCCUCAGAUCACAAAACUCAACCCUGCCAGAGAUAGUACUGGCGUCCACCUACAUGGCGGCGGAGGACGAACCACCUCCUGUGGAGAUGAACAACCUCAUACGCUAUUGCGAACGUGAAGGGCUGGAGCUAGUCAUCUCUGCAGACUGCAACGGUCAUCACAACCUAUGGGGAAUGGAAACCAACAACAAAAGAGGUAACGAUCUUGUUGAAUACCUAAUGUCAACUAAUCUAGAUAUUUUAAACACAGGCUCCAAACCAACUUUUGUCACUCGUAGAUGUAAUACUAUAAUUGACAUUACUCUAGGCACAGGUCUGGCUGCUCAAUAUGUGUCCAACUGGCACGUGUCGGACGAGGCAUCCUGCUCCGAUCACAGAUGGAUUCGGUAUGACCUGACAGCCGACAAGCACACAAUCAUACCCAAAAGAAACCCGAGGCGCACGGACAUAACGGCGUACAAGAAACUCCUAGAAGGUAAAUUAGAUGAUAAUACACUAAUACUAAGACCAAACAACACAAAGGAACUGGAAGACCAGGUAAACCUACUAACAAAACACAUAACUGACUCCUACGAAAACACAUGUCCACUGUCGAUACCAUCAGCUGCAGGGAAAAACAAAAACGUAAACAGCUGGUGGGGACCGGAGUUGGAACAAAUGAGAACAAAAAUGAGAAAACUAUUGAAUAGAGCAAUGAACACAAAAGCUGAAGAGGACUGGGACAGAUACCAAACAGCUAAAUCGGACUAUAAGAAAAGACUAAGAUACAAAAAAUCAGCCUCAUGGCGAAAUUUUUGUGACAAUAUAGCUAACAUAAGUCAGGCAAACAGAACGAGAAAAAUACUCGCAGACCAACCUAGACAACUACUGGGAACCCUGAGGAGACAGGACAACACAGACACCGGUAGCCCAGCCGAAACAGAAAGGCUGCUGGUGGAGACACACUUCCCAGGAUGCAAAGUAGUCAAUGAACCAGACUCAGAACAAACAAAUAACUACAAUCCAACGGAAAGCGAAUGGAAAACUGCUGAACAAAUUACAGAACCCAACAAAACUCACUGGGCGGUAAACAGCUUUGAAAACUUCAAAGCACCAGGAACUGACGGUAUAUACCCAGCCCUACUAAAGUGGGGAGGACAUAAAGUAAUAAAGCACCUAUCAAACAUACUAUGCAGCUGUAUAGCACUCAGAUACGUACCGGAGAAAUGGAGGGAAGUAAAAGUAAUUUUUCUCCCCAAACCAGGCAAAACGGACUAUACAGAUCCUAAGUCAUUUAGACCAAUUAGCCUUACAUCCUUCAUGCUAAAAACACUGGAAAGAUUAUGUGACAAAGAGCUCAAGGAAACGGCAUUGAAGAACAUACAAAUCCACCCAAACCAACAUGCCUACAGUCAAGGUAAAUCGACAGACUCAGCGCUACACGCUGUAGUUAGUAACAUAGAAAAUGCGCUAGC